Molecule: messenger RNA, 3094 nt
Organism: Hemibagrus wyckioides
Lineage: Eukaryota; Metazoa; Chordata; Actinopteri; Siluriformes; Bagridae
Exons: 10
Coding region: 759-2453 (564 amino acids)
Biological process (GO): exocyst localization; exocytosis
Cellular component (GO): exocyst
Molecular function (GO): SNARE binding
Source: RefSeq, a predicted model, not a curated record
GCAAUGGCAGAGAUCAUUGGCAAUACAACUGAAACUCGAUGACGAGCUAGUACUCCUCGCAUGACGAGUGCACUAAUAACCCCGCCCCUACAAGGAUUGGAUGAGCGCCCCAUACGCUGGCACAUUCUGCAUCCUGAGUGGUUCCUUAAAACGUCAAUCACAAUCUCCUCGCUUCGUCUUCUUUCAUUACACAGCCUGCCUUACACAAACAGUGCGUUGUCAGGCAUGUUCUCAAUUAAGGUGGCAAAAAUGGCACAUCGAGAGUAUUCCCAUAUUCCCUGUUUACAAUCUUAAAACACUGCAAACCCUUAAUGUGACAUUUCCUCCUAAUCUGUUUAGUAGCGAUUACAGUGUGGAUGUACGAAAACUGGAAUAAUUAUAUUUUUAUGUCUGUCUAUGACAACAUUUUUUUCGGAGUUAUGUCUGAUUCUGCAUAGGUCUGAUAACAUUGCCUACAUAUGAUUUCUCAUAAAUCUAAAAUAUCAAGAGGAAAUGCUAGGGAUUUUUUUGUUCUGAAUGAUGAAAGAGCUUUGAGGUAAUGGGGAAGUACUUUUUCUAUCCCUGUUAUUUGCGUAUUGUGGAGGAAGCUGGUUGGUUGAUGGCUGGGGAAUACCAGGCAUUGGUGUUUACUUAAACUGGCUGCGCAAAGCUUGUGGAUAAAACUGUUUGAUAUAGUCGGAGCUUCGUAGUAAUAAUAAUAAUAAAAACGUUACUGAGUACAUUUGGAAGGUCAGCAUUGGAGAGGACAAGCAAGAAAAAUGCCGAGAUUUUUGAAAACCUUGAACCAUUUUAAGAAAAAAUGUCAAAAUAGGGAAAAUGAAAGUUUGGUGAGCCAGAUGAACCCGGAGUCCACUGAGCAUGCAUAUGAAAAUCCCGAACAAAACAGUUUGCUUAUGAAGACAAAAGACAAGUUUGAUGAAGAUCCCCGAAUGUAUGACCAAGAAACAACCCCCCCAAUUCUCACAGAUGCACUUUCUGGAGCCAGACAUAUCCAGGAGCUAAAAGAUGCAGCUGAGCAGGUGAAACAGUGGAAAAAUCCAAAUGGCAUCACACCUUAUGGAAAUAUAGGCUCUGGCACCUACUCUCAGUGCAGGUUGAAAGACUACGUCAUGGCAGUGGAAAUAUUUGUAAAAGACAACUUUCCUUCACUGCCAACAAACUCACAGACACCCACUGAGCAACACCUGAAUGAUGUGAUGAGUCUGAUAUGCAACACGGUGACUGUUUUAGUGCCAGUCUUGGAGGAUUCAGUACUAGUGAAUUACCUGCUUGACAGUUAUAAUCAGCACUUGUUUGGCAUGUUCUCCUUGUUAAUGGAUAGAAGUUCAUCAGUAAAAGACUCCUUCUUCCUUCUACAAUGGGUGAAAAAGGCAUAUUUUAGGCCGGACCAUAAAGGAUGCCUGGAUACAGAGAAUGGUGUACUCAGUCUAUCAGACCCUUUCUUGCUUGCUGACUGGUUGGAGUAUUCAAAGCAGAAACUUCUCAUACUCCUUCAGGACAAAAUCUCGACCACCCUGCACAAUAUCCUGCAACAUGAUGAGCCUAAUAGUGUUGGUGAAGACAGCAACGAAGAGGCUUGCAUUCAAGUCCAACUCGACGUUAUACAGUGUCUAAAUGCUCCCAUUCAGGCAAGUGAAACAAUCAGCCACACCCUUAAAAAUGAUGUACAAAGACUUUGUUGCAAUGAACUUCACACUUUCAUGGAGAAGUAUAUGAAUGCACAGGGGGCAGAUGAGGCAAAUUUACUGUAUCACUUCAAGAGACUUCAUACCUGUAGGCAGCUCAGGUCCUAUGCUUUGAGCAUUAUUGAUCCAAACAAUGACACAGAUUCCUCAACUCUCCUGAUGUUAGAAAACACGGAAACACAAGUUUUGUCCAGUGUCCAUCAAUGUUUUGGAAAGUUAGCAAAGGACAAUUUAGAGAAUUAUUUCAACAAUGAGGGCGGGCGUUUAAAAAAUAUAAUGACCAGAAUUCUAAAGAUGCUUUCAUCUUUACCCAAAGUGGAACAGGGAGAGGAGACAAAACAGCUUAUUGUAAAAGCAGCAUUAGCCAGUGUUACAAGAGCAUACCUGCAGUGUUUAAUGCGGAGAAAGUACCAGAAAUUGGAAAAGAGUUGGGAUGAUGUGGAAAAGAGGAUAAUGCAGGAUGCUGAAUAUUUGAACGUAAACUUUGCAAAUGAGAAUGGAAGUGAUUAUGAGCAGAAAAUUCUCCUGUUAAAAAUGGGCGAGAUUGUACAAUGCCGUGAUCUAGAUGCUCUUAAGCUUCUUUGCUCAGAACUGUACAUGAAAUUCCCUAAGGAGAGUGAGGAGUACAUACCUACCCUUCUGCGCUGGAGAGGGGAAUUGUCAAGAAAACAGAUUAAGGAAGUAAUUGAUGUGAGUAGGGACCUUGUCGGAAAUGGAGACCAUGUCAGACCCCAUCCCUGUAUGUCCUGGUGGUGCUGUCUUUCUUGAAUGCAAGGACAAAGCAAACGACCAGUAUUUUUAAUCUAAAUACAAAGCACAUGACCAGGGUUUUUCUCUCCUUGGGUUUUGUCAUUGUAGAACUUGACACUGACUGAAGAUUAAUGGGAAAUUGUUUUCAAUUACUAUCCCAUUACUUUCCCAUUUCAGCUCCCAUUACAACUGUUUUGUUGUAAAUAUGAAUUAUUUUAUUAUACAUGCAUUAUGUACGUGUCAUCUAUUUAUUUCAGGAUUGCUACUCUGGAAACUGAAAUCCUAAAAGAUUUUAGAAUUUUAGCCACACUUCGCUACAUUUUGAUAGUAAUUUAAAGUCACUUUUCAGUAGGUGAAAUGUUUGUUUGGCCUACGUAAUGUUAUUUUUAUAGUUGAUAUGUUACAUGAUUUUUCAUCAUGUUGUACCAGCCUUGUUUACAUGUUGUGUCUGUCUAACUAGUUGACAACCUAACAAUUGAUGUGUUGAAAUAUAUGCAUGAUUCUGUGUAUAAUUGUUUACUUCAAAAGCACAAGGAUCUUUUGUGUCAUGUAGCAACAAGUGUUGUGAUUAUAUUAAAAUUGUUUUGAUUUUAUUAGAUUGUUUUUGCAUUUAUGUUUAGACCUUGUUGUGUCAGAUUUAUUUGUAAACAAUUAUAUUA